AUGUCCCGCUCUUUCUAUGUCGACUCCUUAAUCAUCAAAGACUCCUCGAGGCCGGCUCCGUCCCUGCCUGAGCAUCACCACGGCCAGGACUUCUUCAUCCCUCUCAGCAUGCCUUCCCCCCUCGUCAUGUCGGUGUCGGGCCCGGGCUGCCCUUCCCGCAAGAGCGGCGCUUUCUGCGUCUGCCCGCUCUGUGUCACCCCCGGGGGGCAAAGCUGCAGGAGAAAGUCUUUUCUCUCUUUCUUUCUCUCUCCCCCCGCCCUUUUCCUUUCCCCCGUCCCACUGAAGUUCUUGCUUCUUUCCCGUCCAGGAGGGUCCGAUUCCAGCCAAAUUCAAAACGGGAAAAGAAUGAGGACAGCUUUCACCAGCACCCAGCUCUUGGAGCUGGAGAGGGAAUUCUCCUCCAACAUGUACCUGUCCCGGCUGCGGAGGAUCGAGAUAGCCACCUACCUGAACCUGUCCGAGAAGCAAGUGAAAAUCUGGUUCCAAAACAGGAGGGUGAAACACAAGAAAGAAGGCAAAGGCACCCAGCGAAACUCGCACGGGGGCUGCAAGUGCAGCACCGGCCAGGGGCAUUACCCUAGGUCGGAGGACGAAGAGUCUCUGUCCCCCUCAUCGGCGACCGAGGAUAAAGAGAUCUCCCCGUUAUGA
Molecule: messenger RNA, 648 nt
Organism: Aptenodytes forsteri (emperor penguin)
Lineage: Eukaryota; Metazoa; Chordata; Aves; Sphenisciformes; Spheniscidae
Gene: GSX2
Product: GS homeobox 2
Biological process (GO): regulation of DNA-templated transcription
Cellular component (GO): nucleus
Molecular function (GO): DNA-binding transcription factor activity, RNA polymerase II-specific; sequence-specific double-stranded DNA binding
Source: RefSeq, a predicted model, not a curated record